Molecule: messenger RNA, 1113 nt
Organism: Saccostrea cuccullata (small rock oyster)
Lineage: Eukaryota; Metazoa; Mollusca; Bivalvia; Ostreida; Ostreidae
Exons: 3
Coding region: 1-1113 (370 amino acids)
Biological process (GO): DNA integration; DNA recombination
Molecular function (GO): DNA binding
Source: RefSeq, a predicted model, not a curated record
AUGUCCUCUUCAGAUGGAGAAAGCGUGUUUUUAACACAAAACAAGUUUAGAGAAGUUGAUGAACAAGAAAACAACACGGAUGGCAUUCUCAGAUAUUAUGUGAGUGAUGAGGAAAUCAACAAAACAAUGAGUUUCUUUGUAGCUGAAGUAAGGAAUAAAUCUGGAGAGGAUUACAGACCCAAUAGCUUGUAUGAAAUUGUGUGUGCAAUUCAACACAAAUUACGACAUGAAGGUAGAUUCAUAAACUUUUUGGAUGAUGAUAAAUUUCACGAUAUGCGCAGUAUUCUUGAUUCAAAGAUGAAAGAACUCUCUGGGCGAGGCAUGGGGAUAGAGCGGAAACGGGCAGAGAUCAUAACUGAGGCUCAAGAAGAUGAAAUGUGGUCCAAGGGAGUUUUAGGAAGAGAUACACCUCAAAAACUCUUAGAUACUCUACUGUUUCAACUAGGACUACAUUUUGCACUACGAGCAGGACAGGAACACAGAAACUUGAGGGUUGGGACAAACAGUCAGAUUUCUCUUUCCAUGGAUGCAUCUAGACUGCGAUAUCUCGAAUAUAGAGAGGAUGUCUCCAAAACAAAUCGCGGUGGGCUCCAGCACAAAAAUCUGCAACCUAAAGUUACCAGAGCAUACCAGAACAAGAAUGUUCCCGAGAGAUGUCCUGUGCUCACGCCUGAAGCUGGUAAAACCAAUGCUCUCUAUUUGCGACCUCUGCGGUACCCCACAGAUUCCACUUGGUACGCCGACUCCCCUGUUGGAGUACACACUCUUCAACAGACCGUCGCAAAACUGUGUAAAAUAGCAGGAUUUACUGGCCACUACACAAACCAUAGCCUCAGAGCAACCGCCGCAACACGCCUUUACGAUGCUGGCAUUGAUGAGCAGCUAAUAACCGAGAAAACUGGACACCGCUCGACAUCUGUUAGAUCGUAUAAAAGAACAAAUGAAGAACAUCAGCAAAGAGUGAGCAAAAUCAUUCACGGUGAAAAUCAGUGUGAUGUAGCUAUCAAGAAAGCCAAAACCGCAGCCGAAAGUGAUUCUAAUGUGUGUGCACCAGCUGGUGCUAGUGAAAUUGAAAUUUCGUCUGGAAGUGUAUUUUUCAAAUUUAAAUUCUAA